Messenger RNA from Parnassius mnemosyne (clouded apollo), 2112 nucleotides. The record is from the annotation of a GenBank genome assembly. NCBI's taxonomy places the organism in Eukaryota, Metazoa, Arthropoda, Insecta, Lepidoptera, Papilionidae.
AUGGGUGAACCGCAGACCUUACACAAAACCUGCGUGCGGGUUAACUCCGCUGACGACGAGGAGUCCAGGGACGAAGUCGACCAUGACCUGCCAAAGAAGAACCCUUUUAUACGGGGUUCCGACCCUCGGGUGGCGACGUGUCGCGGUCGCCUACAGACACGCCGUUGCCAACUCAACCAGGAGAUCAAUAAGGAGUUGCGGCUGCGAGCUGGUGCCGAGAAUCUGUUCAAGGCGACAACGAACAGGAAACUCCGCGAAACGGUAGCCCUCGAACUGAGCUUCGUCAACUCCAACCUCCAGCUGUUGAAGGAGCAACUGGCCGAGCUCAACUCCUCGGUGGAACUGUACCAGAGUGACAGCAAAGAAUGCGUGAUGCCGAUGAUACCACUUGGACUGAAAGAGACGAAAGAAAUCGACUUCAGGGAACCGUUCAAGGACUUCAUCCUGGAGCAUUACAGCGAGGACGCGGCGGCAUAUGAGGACGCCAUCUCUGAUUUCAUGGACUUGAGACAGGCAAUAAGAACACCAGUCCGGUCGACCGUAGGCGUGGCCCUUCUGUUUAAGUACUACAACCAGCUUUACUUCAUCGAGCGCCGUUUUUUCCCGCCCGAUCGGUCGCUGGGCGUCUAUUUCGAGUGGUUCGAUUCUUUAACAGGGGUGCCAUCCUGUCAACGAACGGUGGCUUUCGAGAAAGCCUGCGUGCUGUUCAAUAUGGCCGGCAUCUACACACAAAUUGGCGCCAAACAGGAGCGUAAGACGUGCGCGGGGCUGGACGGCGCGGUGGACGCGCUGCUGCGGGCGGCGGGUACGCUGCGCUACAUCCACGAGAACUUCACCAACGCGCCCUCUGUCGACCUGGCUGCCGACACCUUGCUCGUUCUCGGACUCCUCAUGACGGCGCAAGCUCGCGAGUGCCUGUUCGAGAAGCUGCAGCUGCAGGCUCGGGAGGCGUGCGGGGGGCGGGAGCAGGCGCUGCACGCCGACCUGGACAUGUGCCUCGACCUCGCGCAGGAGAGCGCGCAGCUCGCGCACGUGUACACGCAGCUCUACGAGAAGAUGCAGACCGAAGGUGUUUUUAAUUACGUGCCAUACUCGUGGGUUUCAUUGGUCCACGUCAAGACUGAAUUUUACAAAGCGCUGGCGCACCAGUACUGCGGCGCGGCGCUGCUGCAGAGCGCCGGCGGGCAGCGCGCGCGCGACCGCCUCGCCGCGCUGCACGCCCCGCCCGCCGCGCCCCCCGCGCACCCGCACGAGCAAGAGUUGGAGCCGUUGGCGCUAGGCAGAGCGCACCUCGCCGAAGCGCUCGCGCUGUAUGAAGAAGCCCUCAGACUGCAGAGAAUGUGCCGCGAGCUGCGCGGCAAGGAGGCUUUGUGCCGCGCGGUGCAGACGCAGCGCGAGCGGGCGGCGCGCGCGCGCGGCCUGCGCGCCGACGAGCCCGACUUCGCGGACCUCGUGGACGCGCCCGCCAUCUUGCCAUCAUCAAAGUUCCAACUGGCAUUAACGCCGCCGGAUUUCGCGCAGCAUCGCGUAGAGGACCUCUUCAAAUCCCUUGGUCCUAUAGCGGUAUUCUCAGCGAAACGUCACUGGAGCGCUCCCCGUCUCAUCCAACUGCAAAAGAACACGGAAAAAAGAAGAGAAGCGCGCCGCGAUAUGAGAAACGGCAGAGAGAACGAGGAAAGUUUCGGGUUCUCCGUUAGAGGCGACGCGCCUGUUGUGAUAGCUGCGGUUGAACCGAAUUCUUUAGCUGAGAUUGGUGGGAUGAGGGAAGGCGACUUCAUUAUAUCGAUAGGAGAUAAGGACGUAAAAUGGAGUUCACACGAGGAAGUCGUGAGUCUCAUACAGGAGGCGGGAGACUCGCUCACACUGCGUCUUGCAACGCCGAUGGACAAAAGUUGCGUCAAGGGUUGCGGGGUGAAUGGGGGCGGGGACGGCGGUGCGGGUGCGGGCGGGGGCGCGGGCGCGGCGGGCUCGGUGUCGGGCGCGUCCAGCGCGUCCAGCGGCUCCACGCACACGGCGCGCUCCCCGCGCCGCGCUCCCUCCUGGAAUCCCUUCCGUCGCGCAACACGCGAUCAUUCUAACACACAAGCACACUCCAACGUCAUCUUCAGAUAG